Messenger RNA from Diachasma alloeum, 1218 nucleotides. RefSeq lists its product as uncharacterized. Gene Ontology annotation, biological process: sensory perception of taste. The transcript is spliced from 3 exons. Lineage: Eukaryota; Metazoa; Arthropoda; Insecta; Hymenoptera; Braconidae. The record is from RefSeq and is a predicted model, not a curated record. Gene Ontology annotation, cellular component: neuronal cell body; membrane; dendrite. The coding region runs from base 1 to 1218 and encodes 405 amino acids.
AUGAAGUCCAAGGAGAUUCUCCUAAAAAUAUAUCUCAUCAUAUUUAGAAUUAAUUAUAUAAUUUCGAGUCUGCUGGGUUUAGCACCGUGCAGUAUAAAAAUAGUGAAUCGAUCUGCUCAGAGAAUUGACCUCACACUCAUAUUUUCAUAUUCACGAGUGGGAUGUGCAUACAAUAUUGUACUGAUCAUGUUAUGCGUUGUAAUAAUUGUCAUUGGUGUGCCACUUUUGGAAGAAAUGCAAUAUCCAAAUGAUUCAAAAACAUUGAAAACAAUCACAAUUACUCUCUCAACAAUGGGAAAUAUUGGAGCUAUCGUGAUAAUCAGUACCCAUGCAAUUCUGCAAAGACGCAUUAUCAAAAUUGGCAAUCAACUCCACGAAUUUGAUAGAAAAUAUGGUGAUAAACUCAUUGGGAGGAGGGCCAAUGCGUUCAGAGACUUUCGAAGAAUGAUGCCAAUUAUUUUUCUCUUCUUCAUUUGGACUGGUCUGCUAGUAACAACGGGAAUAGCUGAAGAAGAAGUCUAUAUCCUUAACUCAAGUGUAUGGGCAUCCUGUUUCAGCUGGUUUUUAACCCAGUACAGCUUAGUUAUUCUUGUUCUCAGAGGUCGUUUUGAAGGAAUCAAUAAUGCUCUACUUGCCACAGCUAAAUAUCCAAUUGGAUUCGAAGAGAACUCAUUAUUUCGAGGGAGUGUCACGAAUGAUCGGUUGAUCAUCAAAAAUUUGAGCAUUAUGAAACAGGCACGGAAAGAAAUUCACAAAAUAACACGUGAAGUCUCUAGAUUCUACUCGUUUCCAGUUCUAAUAAUUAUCUCUUAUUGCUGUUGCUGCUCUGUCAACAGCAUGUAUUACUGCGUUCUAACGUUGAUAGACCCAGAAGUGGAUGUUUUCACCAAUAUUAUUAUAAUUGACUCAAUCUUCUGGACACUUAUUACCCUAUAUCCCAUCGUAAUGCUGAGUACAAGUGUGGAUGCAUUUCAUGAGGAAGUAUGUAAAACCGCAGACAUUGUUUAUGAUAUUAUGGAGACGUAUGCGCCGAAUAAAGACAUCGAGUCUGAGUUGAAUAAUUUUGCUAUUGAGUUGCUGCAUAGGAGAGUCGUGUUCAACGCCUGUGGAAUGUUUUCGUUAGACUGCACACUAUUGCAUUCAAUAUUUGGAAUGAUUGUAACGUAUCUGCUAAUUCUUCUGCAAUUCAAACCAGCGGGGAGUGAUUCAAAAAAUUGA